Messenger RNA from Trichomonas vaginalis G3, 1356 nucleotides. RefSeq lists its product as uncharacterized. Lineage: Eukaryota; Parabasalia; Trichomonadida; Trichomonadidae. The coding region runs from base 1 to 1356 and encodes 451 amino acids. The transcript has a single exon. Gene Ontology annotation, molecular function: protein phosphatase binding; protein phosphatase regulator activity. The record is from RefSeq and is a predicted model, not a curated record.
AUGGAAGUAGACCCAACUGCAGCCAUUCAGCGAGUUCUGGACAAUCCACGCUCAACAGUAGAAAAUGUUGUUGGUAAUGAUUAUUUUUUGCAAGCUUUAAAAGUGGAAUAUAAACCAUUAUUAAAUUACGUCUCACGUGAUCAAACAAUCAUCGAAAUGUGCAAGUGGAUAUUCUCAGAAGAUAAAAUGAGUGAUCCUAACUAUAAUAAAAUGUCAAGUUCAGUCAUACGAGUGUUUACGUCAUCAAUUCCACAAGUUUUUAUGGUUUUCAUUGAAAGUAAAACGUUCGCAGAUCAAUGCUACUCAUUUUUAGGCUCAAAUGAUUCAGCAAAUCCGCAACUAUGCGGGUUUUUAUAUACAAUUUUGAGUCAACAAAUCAGAUGGGGAAGGCCAAAGUUUUUCAAGCUUUAUCAAGAUGUCGGCAACUUACUCUUUGCGCGUAUGAGGAACCUAGCUAUACAAGAAUUAAUAGUUUUAGUUGCCACGCGUCAAUCUUUAAAUUUAUUCAAUGAUUCUCGGUUUAUUUUGUAUUUAUCUACGGUUGCCACUGCUCAAGAUGCAGAUGUAAGUCGGCCCGCAAUUACUAUUCUUCUCCAAUUGUAUGAUUCUUUGAGCGAUGAAUCGCCAUUGCUUGAGGAGUUCUUUAAGCCGGAAAUAGUAGCGAACCUAUUCAAAGUAUGCUGCGAAACUACAUCUCCUUUAGUUGCAAAUGAUAUUGCAGCUGUUUUAACGAGUUUAUACGCAUUGAGUUGCGAUUUAGAGCCAAAUCUUACAAAAUAUGAAAAAUAUCUUCGACUUACAAAAGACAAUAUCACUCCUCUCAGCGUUGCCUUCAUUUCUGUUUACAAUCCAUCAUAUUUAGAUAUAUUCCAACUUUACUUCUUACCUAACGCCCAUUUGAACCUCCACAGUUACUGUUCCCAGCUAAUAAUGCGAUUGUCGUUCCAAGAAAUCAAUUCCCUUGUUGAAGAAACUGAUUUUUUGGAACAAUUAAUGUCUACUUACGGAACUCCUCAAUGGUGUUCACAUAUGGUUCAAAUAUCCCUUGUUUUAGCCAGAUUAACCACGGAAUGCUCAGCUUUGCAGUUCGAAAAAUGGGAAAAUUUCGUCGGAGCGAAUAUUGUUCCUCUUCUUAGGAUUAUAGAGAGCGAAUACGGUGGUUCACUCAUCAGCCCAGGUUCUGAGAACUUUGAAGAGGAAGAAUCCACUGAUUCUUACGAUUACGAUUAUUACUCAUCGGAUGACUACGAAGAGGACAAAUCUGAUGAUGCCGAGCAGGAGAUAGGUCAGGAUGGCGAAAUGGAUACAAGCGAUUCUGGUUCAGAACCUGAAAAUGCGAAUGAUCAAAAAGAAUGA